Bactrocera dorsalis (oriental fruit fly) is the source of this 3583-nucleotide messenger RNA. Its product is annotated as E3 ubiquitin-protein ligase TM129. The record is from RefSeq and is a predicted model, not a curated record. The transcript is spliced from 3 exons. NCBI's taxonomy places the organism in Eukaryota, Metazoa, Arthropoda, Insecta, Diptera, Tephritidae. Gene Ontology annotation, cellular component: endoplasmic reticulum; membrane. Gene Ontology annotation, biological process: protein ubiquitination. Gene Ontology annotation, molecular function: ubiquitin protein ligase activity. Bases 1550 to 2761 code for a protein of 403 amino acids.
UAAUUUGGCAAAUUUGGCAUAAACAUUCGUGAUGAGUUCAUAAUUCGUUGAAGUGAAUUGACAAAAGGCAGGUGGAAUUGAUAUCUAACCACUGGAACCGAAAUUUGCCUAUUUCCAAUUCUUAUCGAAUACGAUGUAAAAUGUCUUCGGCAAUGUAAUUUUGUUCGUAUUCCAAAAUUGACGCGGAUUUGAAGGCUGAUAUGUCGAAAUGACCAUCGCGAAAAGUAUGCGAACUUCAGUGGCAUGCGAAGUAGCUAUCGAAUCGUCCAUCGUUUGAUUACAUUUAUUAUCAUGUUCCAGCAAUUGUAAUUGCUUGCAUGCUUCUCAAAAAGUUACACACACUCUACCACUUACAGUGCGCAAUGACUCAAAUGAAAUUGAACCACGUCCAUUUAUCAAUAGCAACCAUAGGUAUUAGCAAUCGUCGUUUAUCGGGUGGAUUAUGUAAAUUCGUCCUAAGGAAUUAGUUGCUAUCACCGGGUGGGUGUCUGGUUAUGAGGAAUUUCACUGUAUACUUCAUGCUACAAUACAAUUUUUUUGGACUAAUAUAUAAUAAUUGUGGCAUAAAUUUUAUAUACCAAUUAAAAUAAUAAAUUUAAUAUGAGCAAUGAUAUUUUGAUGUAUGUAUGCUUGUAUAAGUUUAUUAAAUUUAAGACUUCGCUCAUUCCCAACCCAUUUUGCAUAAUUUUUCUGUAAAUUAACAAUAUUAAAUUAAAUAUUAAUUUUUUGGAAAAAUGUUAUUUCAAAAUGUACUUUAUUUUUGUAACAUAACAUAACCGUCUUAUUCGCGCUACUAAAUUUAAAAUAACCGAAAUGAAAUAUCCGUUGUUAUAUACAUUCAUGCAUAUGUAUGUCUGUAAAUGGGUUGAAUCUUCAAAAUUUUCAUAGAAAUGAAAGCUACGCUGUCAAACUGCUGAAGUGGCAGCUUAUUGCUUUCAAUACAUCGCAUACUAAUUAGUAUUCCAUAUAUUGCUUUCCAUAAGCAAUAUGGAGUCUCCGCAGCCAAUAGACACAGCUAUACAAUUAGUAUGACAUAAAUUUUAUCCUGUCGAGAUGCCUCAUUAAGAACGUGUGUAUUUUUAUAAGUGAGAAAUAUCACUUAAAGUCUUCCACUCUCUCUGUGUUCAUCACAUAAAAGAGCAAAAUCGUUAAGAGAACAAAACUUGUAAAAAAAUUAACAUUUUCGUGUUUUUGUGUCAAAAACCUCCCGUUGGAAAAUUUUUAUUAUCAUUUUCUGUAUGAGAAUCAUCGCAGUGCCGAAAUGGCUGCAACUUAGUUAUUACGAUAUGCACGUAUAUUGUUUACAGUCAGACACAAUAAAAAAUCACUUUAAUAUAAGUACACAAAAAUGCAACCCAACAUAUAUUCUAAAAAUUGGAAAACGAAAUAAGAACAAAACAAAAAAGAUUGAGUUGACACAUCACAGGAAAGCAAAUUUACAUAUACAAAGAAAGCAAUAACUAAAAUAAAAUUUGCAAAAACGAAUUUUUUAACUUCUUAAAAUAUAUUCUGUGUUGUUUUUCAUAAGUUUUUCACGAUUUUUCAUCAAAUGGACGAGUCUGAACUGCUCUUCAAUUUGUUCUACCUUUUAUUAUGUAUGUGUAUUAUAUAUCCACCAGAGGAGUUUCAGCGACUGGGUCUAACCAUCGAACAAAUUUUCAUUAAACUAUUGGGUGAUGAAAGCAUCAAUUUCGUACACUACCAUCAACGUCGUACAUCACUGAAUUUAUUUGUACACAGCUGCUUGCCUGCACUAUAUUUUCUGAUACACAAAUUAAAGUUCUCUGUAUUUGCGGAACGCGAAUUGCCUGAAAAUGUUGAUUUGGAUCCGGAUUUUCCAAUGCCACAAGAAGCUGUUGCAUUUAAGACGCUUACAUGGAAAAUCGCUCAACGUUUUAGUUUAAUGGCAGUCUUGGCAGUGCCGGCUUUAAUAUUCAAUUGGCAGCAACAAAACUGGCGCCGCCAUCCAAUCAGCCAGACAUUAUUGAAAUUCUCCAAUGUGCCGGAUAGUUAUCACGCUGUUGCGAGCGACAUAAGCACUGAAUUUCGAAGACUCGACAUAUAUAAAAAGAAGCUGAAUUCUAUAUCGACAGUUAUAGCAACAGAAAACUGGAUAAUUAAAACUUCGCUUUAUAAUGUGCAUUUUGCCCACCAAAGCGAUACUUCGCUCAGUGUAGCCAAAACAGAGACUUACAACGUUUCACAAGAUACUAACGAUACCUUACAAAUGGUGAGCAUAGUAGUGAAACCAAAUCGACAAAAGGUGGCUGACUUUCACAUACGCAUCAAUGCUUUAGAAUUUCGCAAUCUGGAGGAGCGAAUUAGUCGACCUAUUGCCAUACCAUCAAACAUUCAAUUCCAUCGCAACGUAAUAGAUCGUUUUAUAGAUGUUUUUAAAGAACAAGUGGCUAAAAAUCCUAUUUACAAAGCGGAUAGGAUAGCAGAAAAGUGCUUUGCUUGUAUGAUUGCUGAGCCAAAUAUAAAAAUUCAUAAACAAUGUGAAGAUGUUGACCGUGAUGGACGUCCACUGUCAGCGGAGAAUACUUGUACAAAUUGCUAUUGCCGACCAAUGUGGUGUGUUGAUUGUCUUGCGCGUUGGUUUGCUGCACGUCAGAGUGAACACGACCGGGAAGUAUGGCUUGAACAGAAAUGUACCUGCCCCAUGUGUCGUGCCAAAUUCUGUCUUCUCGAUGUCAGCUACAUUGAGAAGCGUGAUAUAGUGGAAACCGGCGAUGUCCCGCUUAACAAUGACAACGCGUGAUAUUUUUAUAUAUAACAAAAAGCUACUAUAUGAAGUGCAUUGAAUUUCAAUUAAAGUUGAUAAAUCUACUCUGUCAAUUCUUCCAAUGUAUAGUUAAACUGCGAAUAAGAUACGAAUCUUCUGCUAAUUUUUUGCAAGCUUUUUUUAUCUUUAUUUGGUCCAUAAUAGUUUACAGUUAAAUUUUAUAUUUUUUUAUAAUAAAUUUUGUUUACAUUGCUAUGUUUACAUCAAUUUAAUAUUUUUCUAAACACAAAUUACUUACUAUCUAAAAAGUUUGUAACUAUCACGUUUUAAUACUUUACGAUACAUAAUUUAUAUGCAUACACUUUUGUAUGUGUAUAUAUUCAAAAAAUAAAAAUAUAUGGAUUAAUUUUUAUUGGUAAAUACGUAUUUAUUUCUAAGUAAAUUUAAAUCUGCAUUCAAUAUAAUUCUAUUCCAAAAAUUCUAUGAUUGGGCAAGCAUUAAGCUCUAUCUUUAAAUGAAUUAGCUCUUGAAUUGAAUAACAAAAUUGAAUUUCAACUUUUGCGUAUACUUAGUUGUCGAUUGAGCUGUUAAAACUAUAUAUUAACUCUUACAACGACAGCUUUCUAUUAGAAACGUUGGCACAUAGUUAAAACUAGUAGAAAAAGGAAUCAUUUGCAAAAUGAAAACAACCGAAUGCUUCAAGAAAGCGUUAGUUCAUUUUUAUAUUAUGUUAUUUUUAUAUUGUAUUGAAAUAUAUAGCAUUACUUAAGCACUAACUAAGCGCUUUACCUAAACAAAAGUUAAUUUUGUGAAUUUAAAUUUUCCACAUAAAAAUAAAAUAAAAUGUUAAAAGCUAAA